Messenger RNA from Mollisia scopiformis, 3294 nucleotides. RefSeq lists its product as uncharacterized. The transcript has a single exon. The record is from RefSeq and is a predicted model, not a curated record. Gene Ontology annotation, molecular function: 3-keto-5-aminohexanoate cleavage activity. NCBI's taxonomy places the organism in Eukaryota, Fungi, Ascomycota, Leotiomycetes, Helotiales, Mollisiaceae. Bases 1 to 3294 code for a protein of 1097 amino acids.
AUGCCAGCUAUCUUCAUCACAGCAGCGCCUAUCGGUGCAGUGCCGCGCUACAUCAACCCCAAUGAACCGAAAUACUUACCCUCCGUCUUCACACAAGCCAUACCUUCCCUUGAAACGGGGAUCAAGAGUAACAAAGCCUGGGAAGAGUCAAGUCGCGGUGGUCUUCUGGUCAGCGAAUCGAUGAGAAUCUCCUUGUCUUCCAAAUUCAUCAAAGACCUUGCACCGAGCACAUACGAGACUAGCCAGUUUCUCCAAAAGACGGGUCUGAUCGAACAAGAAGGGGACCUUCAGUACCACACCCUAAUCAGCCCCCCGAGCCGCACGCUACCUGCCGACCUGUUUGCCGAAAUAAGAUCACGAAAAAUUGUGAGCAGACUGGUAUUACACCUCACCAGCCAUGGUUGGACCGGCGAUGGCCACGGAGGUCUGAUCUGGGCACAUGCGAGUUAUGUGGAGUCUUAUCUUCCACCUAAGCUUGUGGAUUCGCUACGCGCAGAAGCAGCGGGCUUUGUGGAUGGCCUUCUCGUCAAGGGCUGGCGUCUUGCGGGCCCAGGUUAUUCGAUGCAUAGCAGAGGUGUAUCGCCAUAUCUUCCCAUUACUCCUGAAGCUAUUGUCAAGGAGAGCGCUGCUGCAGCUGCAGAAGGAGCCGCAAUUCUCCAUUUACACACACGCGAGAGGUCGGAUGAAAGCAAAUGGGAUCUGCCUUGGUCCAAUGUACCAAUCGUGAUGGGGUCUCAAGCCAACAAGAUUGUCCCCGAAGACUAUGAGGAGAUUGCACCUGCUUUGCGGGGCUUAACACCAAUGUCAAUCCUCAACUUCUCAACUAGCAUGCGUGGUGGAAAGGACUCCGACGACCCUAUACGACGUGCACACUUGAAAGCUUUCAAACCCGGAUGGCAGGCUGCCGAAAUGUGUAGCAUGUCCCCAGCUGAAGUGCUUUUUCAGAAUGGUGGAGGCUAUGAGAACACACCAGCAUUUCUUGAAGAGCAACUUGCCUGCUGCCUUAAGAAUGAUGUUCGUCCAGAAAUCGAAGUUUUCAGCUGGGAAAUUCUCCGUGAGACUCUGGGCCCUUUCAGAUCUCGUCUCUUGAAAGUAAACAAAACUCCGCUACUGAUGCUGGUGGCUGGUGUGGACCAGCACCGCCGGCUUGACGACGGCACCUUGGUCGACGACUCACUCAUUCCUAUGAAGCGUGCGAAGGAGAUUGUGUCGCUGAUACAAUCUGGGAAGGCUUCUGACAUGGACUUUGCACUAGAACUGGCUGUAGCGGCACUUGCACCUGUUGUUGGAAGCAUCAGACGCGAAAUGCCUCAAGCCAAGAUCUCGAUGCUGCUACCAGGAGCUCUACAGCCUCUUUUGGCUCGAGCAUCAGUUAAGCUAGGACUAGAUGGAGUCCGUGUAGGUCUCGAGGAUGGUCUGGUGAUCAACGAUCCUCUGGUUCCAGGAGGUAUUCGCAAAGGACGGACGUCUGAGCAGAUCCGUUCAAUGCGGGAAGACUUGCAAGUUCUUGGUUGCAAGGUGCUUUCAGCAGAAGAGACUCGAGUCCUCUUUGGCAUGCCAACUCAGACUAAAACUUUGUUCCAAGCAGCCAUAAACGCGACGACAAGUAUUACACCUUGCCAAAUCAGUGAGGCUAGCAACCCGACGACAUCAUUCACUGACGCUUUACGCCACUUAUGCCCAAUUUUUGAUCGCCGUGAGCAAUGGCUGAUGGAACAGCUGCUCACCCUACAACAAGAGACAGACAAUGGGCUCACAAGCUCACACAGUGCCGUUUCUAUCGCGCACAAAGUAAGAGACCUCAUUCAGGUCGCGGGACUCCAUGUCAGAUAUUUCCUGGAGGAACGAGAUCGCUAUCCUGCUGAAGGAGCCAAAGCUUUCCGAAAUAUUCACGACAUCCAGUCUCUGAACUACGCCUACGAGUUGCUCUUAGAAACUGAGCGAGACGCAACCUCCUACGAGUGUGCGCUUCGAGGUCUUGCUACAUCCUGCAACAUCGAUGCUGCCGGCUUCCUGGUACCCAAACACCAGAGGAAAAGCCAUGAUUUACGCUUUCUUGAAUAUCUGUCGUCACUUACUUGUGGUCUCACUCCAGAUCGCUCAACUGUUACAAACGUUGAUCUGCGCCAAACUCAUGGCUACAGCGCCUUCAUGGCUAGCCUGUAUAAAGCAGUCGAAUAUGAGUACCGACGCCUUCGCUCGACAAGCGAGGCUCAGGCAAAAUCAGAUGGUGUUCUAGCAUUCAACGUUGGCCCACGCGAGGGUAACAGCUUCAUCAGUUCGCAGGAAUUGCAGCAACAGAUAAGCCAAAGUCAUUGGAUCAUCCUACCCAGCACGCCUACCACGAAUUCAGCAGAUGGGAUCAAGCUGACACGGGCAAUAAAUGCUGCCUUCCACUCACAUCUGCAAAAGAUGCUGUUCCCAGGGACAUCCGAUUCUCCUUCGCUGCGACUUGUCGGCCUCGUACACUCAGGUCGUGACGAAGAUGGUUCCGAGCUGCUCGAGUCGAGUAUGCUGUACAAUCGUUUUCACUUCGCAACAGGAGCUAGCAUGCUGAGAAACGACUUCCAAUUGGGGACAGGAUGUCACACGUCCAUUGUAGGAUACUCGGCUCAAAUCCUCUACGAAAAUGUUUUAUUGCCUCGCUUGGUGGAACAUCCUGAGCGGUUGCAACGAUCAUCUUCCGGCAAUGGCAAGGUCGUGCGUGAAGCUGGACAUCCAUUGUACGAGGACGGCACACCUGCGAAACGAAACGAUGCUCUAGCUCUCAGGGACAUCGCUCCUCUGCGCUUCCUAUCCCAUAGCUCUGGCAUCGCAACCAUGCAGCAGAUGGACAACGCCAUGCGUCAUGACUUAGAGCUGCUUGGCUAUUCGUACCAAGAACAAAUGGAGCUCUUCACUCGCAACGUCGUUGUGUCUUUCGCUUCAGCUACAGAUAUAAAUACCGACGUCCUUGGAACUCCAACUGUCGACAUCACCGCCUACAAUGAUAUCCGUGCGAUGGCGGGUACAACUACCAAAGAUUACUUGCUGUCAGAAAGCUACCGCCGUCAGCAAGCACUUGCUGCACAAGACAAGCAUUACAAGUACGACCGCAGCGAAUGGAAGAUUAUCCGCGGUGCUAGCAGGAAGGUUGUCUUGAGACGCACUGGUGUUUUCCUGAGAGAAGACAUGAAAGUCGACGCUCAUUCCAUCCGCCGUUACCUGGAAGCUGCUCCUGAGCCCGUGGCUGCGUUGUUGAGAGAGCUUCAUUCGAUUUCUGGUGCUGCGCGUUUCGAUACUGUCUUGGGUUAA